Messenger RNA from Musca vetustissima, 495 nucleotides. RefSeq names its product acylpyruvase FAHD1, mitochondrial. Gene Ontology annotation, molecular function: acetylpyruvate hydrolase activity. The record is from RefSeq and is a predicted model, not a curated record. Bases 1 to 495 code for a protein of 164 amino acids. NCBI's taxonomy places the organism in Eukaryota, Metazoa, Arthropoda, Insecta, Diptera, Muscidae. The transcript has 2 exons. Gene Ontology annotation, cellular component: mitochondrion.
AUGCACAUACCAAAAGUGUUCUCCAAAGUGGCACAUGAAGUUGAAUUGGGUGUUGUUAUCGGAAAGCCAUGCAAAAAUGUAUCCCGCGAAGAAGCUUUGUCAUACGUUGGUGGCUACUGCUUGGCCUUAGAUAUGACUGCUCAGUGUGAAUUGGGUGAAGCACGUAAAAAUGGACAUCCAUGGUCAUUGGGCAAGGGAUUUGACACUUCCACACCAGUAUCACGUUUGCUGAAACCUCAAGAAAUUGUCGACCCCCACAAUUUGGAUUUGUGGCUGAAAGUUAACGACAAACUUGUACAAGAAGGCAACACUGCAGAUCUGAUUUUUAAUGUUGCCGAUUUGAUUUCUUUCUGUUCCAAAUAUAUGACAUUGGAGCCCAAUGAUAUCAUACUAACAGGAACACCCAAAAAUUCGUUACCAGUUAAAGACGGCGAUGUGAUUGAAUGUGGUAUUGGCAAUAUAAUUAAAAUGAAGUUUAACUGCAAAAACGAAUAG